This is a messenger RNA of Tinamus guttatus (white-throated tinamou), 879 nucleotides long. NCBI's taxonomy places the organism in Eukaryota, Metazoa, Chordata, Aves, Tinamiformes, Tinamidae. The record is from RefSeq and is a predicted model, not a curated record.
AUGUCGUCUGCAGACGCGGAGGCCCAGUGUUCAAGCAUCUCUCGGGAGGAUAAUACCCACUUGUCAGCAACCAGUCAAGGAUAUGUUUUACCAGAAGGAAAAAUCAUGCCAAAUACAGUCUUUGUUGGUGGAAUUGAUAUAAGGAUGAAUGAAACAGAAAUUCGAAGUUUCUUUGCACGGUAUGGCACUGUGAAAGAGGUGAAAAUAAUCACUGAUAGAACUGGUGUUUCCAAAGGGUAUGGGUUUGGCUCUUUCUUUAGGCAAAUAGAUGUGCUGAAAGCGCUGCAGGAAUCACAAAUCAACUUCCAUGGCAAAAAGCUGAAACUGGGGCCAGCGAUUAGAAAACAGCAAAACUUGUGUUCUUAUAUGCACCCCAGACCUUUGGUUUUUAAUCCUCCUGCACCACAGUUUCAUAGUGUGUGGAGUAAUCAAAACACAGAGCCAUAUAUGCAGCCUCCAGCUGUGAUGAGUCCAGUAACUCAGUAUGUUCAGACAUAUCCAUACAGUUCACCAGCUCUGUUGAUACAGCAACAAGUUCCUGUAGGAUAUCAGCCAGCUUACAACUAUCAGGUUCAACCACAAUGGCUUGCUGGGGAGCAAAGGAAUUAUGUUAUGCCUCCGGUUUAUACUUCAGUAAGCUAUCACUAUAGUGAAGAUCCUGACUUUAUCCAGACAGAAUGUGCUGUUCCAGAGCCCCCACAGUCGUCUAGUAACAGUCCACAAAAGAAAUCUGUGGACAGGAGCAUACAGACAGUAGUAUCCUGCCUGUUCAAUCCUGAGAACCGGCUGAGAAACACUUUUGUCUCGCAAGAAGACUACUUUAAGGAGAGAAAGGUGCAUCACUUCAGAAGAAGCCGAGCAGUGCUCAAAAGUGUUUGA